Syngnathus acus (greater pipefish) is the source of this 5127-nucleotide messenger RNA. It is a transcript of the gene nat16, whose product is annotated as N-acetyltransferase 16. The record is from RefSeq and is a predicted model, not a curated record. The coding region runs from base 1922 to 2932 and encodes 336 amino acids. Gene Ontology annotation, molecular function: acyltransferase activity, transferring groups other than amino-acyl groups. The transcript has 7 exons. Lineage: Eukaryota; Metazoa; Chordata; Actinopteri; Syngnathiformes; Syngnathidae.
GGACAGACUUUGACUUCGUCGUGGGCGGCCUUAGGACAGCAGUCUUAGCACAGUGUCGUUGGCAACUUGAAAGAUGUGAAGAGAACAGGAUACUUUCCCUUCAAAGCGCGGGACCUCAACAAAGGGGCGACCGUUACUCUGUCAAAUGAAGAAGGACAGAGAGCGAGAGCCAGAGCGAGACAAUGUGAGCUGAUGCCUUCUGACAGUCUGGUAUUCGCGAUUGAAAGAAUGUAUUAAUCAUGGAAGGGAGAGGCAAAAUAGACAAACACAACACAAAGCCGCCCUUUCAUAAACACCUUUCCUCCAGCUAUCAUCACACAAUUCCUAUGCAAAAGAUAUUUGGUGAAUGAAAACCAGCUAGCACGAGAUAGUCGCUCAUUACCUGAUGCGCCAUUUGAGCUCUUUCAAUUGUUUGUGUUGCUCAAAAGAAAUCUUUAGUUUUAUGGAGGUUAUCCUAAAGUAAUUUUAGGUCUUUUUGAAAUUUAAAAAAAUACUGCAAAACAGGAGUGUCAAAUACAUUUUGUCGUGGGCCGCAUUGUCGUUAGAGUUUCCUUUGAAGGGCCAUUAUGACUGCCAACGCCUUAUAUUGUAUAGGCCACACAACAAACUGACGAAUGAUUAGUUUUGAAACCAGAGCGUAGUAAAAACUGCUCAAAUAUUUUAAAAACUUAAAUUGUAAGAAAAAAUUGCUAGUAAUAUCUCUAUUUUUUUAAAACGUGAACUCAAUUUUCAAUUUACUAUUGACACAACGUCGAUGCACAAUGUGUCUUCGCGGGGCCACAUAAAAUGACGUGACGGGCCGUAUCUGGCCCCCGGGCCUUGAGUUUGACACCUAAGCUGUAAAACAAUUGGAAAGUGAAGAAGGGCUUGUCAGGCUCUUUGUGAUGAAAAGCCAAACAAUGUUUGUGUUGUGUAUUGGCACUGGGACCCUUUUGGAUGACAUAUUUGGUUCAGAACGUCAAAGAUUAGAUUGAACGGCUCAUAGCGACGGGACUCCAAGAAAGAAGAGACUACCGUGUUUGGACACAGGAGAGCGGACAGCGUGUCAUUUCUUUAGAUUUUUUUCCUCAAAUACAACACCAUGAGGCCUUUCUUUUUGACGUCUUAUUUAUUCCACUCGGCAAAGCAAUACCAACAGCAGGAGGAGUGGGAUAAUCCCACCACUACCCAUCCCCCCCAUACUAUCCUCUCCCCACUUUGACCCUGCUUUGAUAACAGGAAACAUUUGCGCCCACAGCGUUCCGCCUGCUUUGUCCUCAACAGGCCAGGAAAACAUUCAGAGGAGUCCCAAAAAUAAUUUAUCGCUUCAAUUAAAUCAGAAUAAGUUUAGCGGAAAAGGCUUUUCUUCAAAUCCACCGAGAUGUUUGAAGUCUGGAUUUUCCUGCCUAUCAUGUGCCAUGAAUCCGUAUCGUCCGAGCUCCAGAAUGUCCGCAAAGGCAUUUUGCGUCAGGAAAGCCGGGAAGCUUCUACUCAUGGAGAGGGACGAGGCGCAAGACCCGGGUGACUUCUGCGGCGGCGUUCUGUAGACGACAUGUUGGACCGUACGUGCAGAAAAGGCUGAUAUUGGCAUCUUCUAGACUCAAACACGGCUUGUUCACUCUUGCUUCGAGUUUCACGUGUCUAUCAGCCUCGAUAUUUGGUGGAGGGACUUCUUUAGUUGUUGAGCGUGUGUGUGUGUACGUGUGUGUGUGUGUGUGUGUGUGUAUGAGGCGUCAUCGUCCAACUCGAACCGUAACGACUCAAACUACAGAAGAGCUUGGCCAUUUACCAAGACAUGAGCAUGUUUAGCUACAGUAUGUGCAAGUAGUAGCAACAACGUGGAGCCUUUGGAUGGGCGCAGGAUCCGCCAUGACUCCUUUUUGGUGUCCGUGUUCUCAAGCACCUUCCGGACAGGAUAAUUCCAGCCUGAACAUGUUGUUUCAUGAUGAAGAUUGACAACAGCCUGAGCGCGCCCCAGCUGUCCGAGUCCUUGUCCCAGGCCGGCCUUCAGUUCACCGUGGCCACCGAGGAGGACUUUGACGACAUCAUGGCCAUGAGCCAGGACAUCUACGGAGGCCUGGACUACCUGCCCACCAGGUACAGCAGCUGGCUGCAGGAAACCAACCGCACAGUCAUCCUGGCACGCAAACAGGGAAAAGUGAUCGCCCUGGAGUCGGUAUGCGUGAUCGACGAAGGCGAGACCAUGCUAGUAGAGGGCCUCCGCGUGGCCCCCCAGGAAAGGGGCAAGGGCGUGGCGGGGGUUCUGCUGCGCUUUUGCUCUGAGCUGGUCAAGUCCAAAUACCCCGAAGUAAAGGUCAGCCGCCUGACCCGCGACGAUCAGCUGGGUCCCAAAGAUUUCCAGAAGUAUCGCAUCAUAACCAAGCAGGGCAUCCUACUGGUGCGCUUCCGAGCCGAGGAACUCAAUCGCCGACUCACUGACCUCGGCCACGGGGAAACCCAGCCGGCGUCCGCAUCCUUCCCAAAUGCGCCUCCAAUUCGUUUGGACCAGGGCGCCGUCCUUCGGCUCUUUCUGACGAGCGACCUGAUGCGGGGUGUCCUCCCGAACGCCACCAUCAUUCAAGACUGGCAGCCUUUCAAGCCCGUGCCCGGGAACAUGGCCAUCUUGAUGAAGAAGGAUAUUGACUGGAUGGUGGAUGACGCGUCAAAGCCGAGCGUGGGGAGCCUGUGUACCUUUCCCUUUAGGGUCCCUAUUGGAGAGGACUGGUACUACCUGAACAUCGACAUGUUCGGCAAAGACCUGGAUCUGGUGCGCCAGCAGUUCUUGAGCCACCUGCAGCGUCACACGGCCACUUUGAAGGGUCACGUCAUGUGCCAGAUGUUCCUGGACCCGCCCCUGUGGAAACCCAUGGCCGAUUUUUGCCGCCACGCCCUGAGCGUGGAGCUGGUGAAAGAAUACACGGAGCAAUGCGUGGUGGAGGCUGACGUCAUGUAGUCGGGAAGGAUGAGGGAACGGACACGGCCAGAUUGUGGUGUGGAGGGGAUGGAAACCAAACCGACUAACUCUACUAGAAAAGCACCACAAGUCUACGCCCCCCUUGUGUUACCAUAAGCAGUAUUUGAUGUCUUUUUUUUUUUUUUUUCCCCAGAGCAAGAGGAUGAUUGAGCGGUUGAUUGAUUGUUGUCAUAUUCCAGAUACAUCCCGGCACAACCUUAUAGUCUCGCAGCCGUGCAUUGAGGCCCAGAUGGUAUCUCCAAAUCACUGGAAUCGGCUUACAAGUACGCGGACAAGUCUGAAGGCACUUUAAAUUCCCUUUCAAGAGAAUCCACACCCUCCCUCCCCCACCCCACCCCGCUAAAACAAUAACAGCAUGAACCAGCGUGGUAAUGUUGUCAAGAUCGGCGCUCCUGAACCUUUGCCCAAUUGCGUAGCCAAGCGAGGCAAAGCCACCCAGCGAGACCAACGUGUUGUAGUUGCCCUGCGGGUCGUCGGUGGUACCAGCAAGAUUCCAGCUGGUCACCACCAUUCACCAGCUCCUGGUGGGGCCUCAGCAACAUGUUGACCCUGCUGGGCGGCUUGAUUGAAGGUUCGGCUGUUGAAUUCCAGUUUUGUUGCACCCUUUGACAUUUCUGGUGACAUCAGCACGGGAACGCAACAAAACCAUGCUGGCGUUUUGUGUUUUUGUAGGGACACCAACUACUGAGAUCAAAAUGACAUUCAUUAUCAGCUGCUCUUCACUGUAACUGGAUGUAACACAAGUAUGUUACUAAUUCACUAGUUUUGCCAACUGCGUGUUUUUUGAGAUGUGUGUCAAAUACGUUUUUGUUUGUUUGAAGGUGGCUACUCUGGCGCCAAACUAAAUGCUUGAAAAGUGUGCUAAGAUCGUGAAUGACGUUCGAGUUACUAAUACCUCAUAAGGGUCGUUUCCAAAGCACCCUGACAACAAUAACGGCAAAGAAUCUUCCGUUGUAAGGUUCAGCCUGAUAUUUCGAGUCGAUCAUAUGAUAUACGGUUAUAACACAGGACCUCAGUGGUCAUGAGAAUAGAAAUAUUUUCCAUAGUUAUCUUUUGAUUCUUGACCUCUGGUCAUAAAGUGUCAAUGACAAAACGCAUGCAGAAAUUCUGUCGUCCACUCCAAGCUUUUCAAAAUGAUAUUUUGGCGGAAGAUACAAAUACGUUCAGAAGUUUCGUUCCUUCCAUCUUUCAUAAAGCCUCACACUUUAGUUUUAACCAAAGAAGUUCACGAAUCAUCUAAAGAACCUACUCAAAGUUCUAGACACGAGAUCCGGGGUCACCGACAUGGUCAUUCCUCAAUAACCACACGAGGCUUGCGCUAAUGCUAUCUCACUACUGAUGAGACGUUGUGAUUUCUUAGGAAUAGUGCUGCAUAUUGAUAGGUUUCCUGCAUUUUCAAAUCAUCACUGAUCAUGAUUGUAAGUGCCAUACAUCUCUCAAAUAUUUUCUCAAUCCUAAUCAAAUAUGAAACCUGGCAGAAAGGUUUCAUUCAAACGCUGAGCCUUUUCGUAGGUCCAAACUGCACUUUGCUCAUGCUAAUAAUUGUCCACCCUGACUAUUAGUUGGACUCUGUAUGUGUAUUUUUAAGCAAGCCAUUGCAUUGUCAUGCACUUUAGUAGUCAGUGGCAAUAAUGUUGGAGUAGCAUCCUUACCUACAACUUGUCAUCAAGCAGCAGUGCAGAGCAAUCCUAAAGAAACGAGAGGCAGAUUAUGUCAGGAGUGACGCGCGUACAUUAUACAUAAGCGAUACAUGCCGUCUAUUUUUGGAAGGACAUUUUUAACGAGAUCAUACAGGCAAAAAAAACGUCAUGCAAACUACCGCCGCUCUUUAUAACAUAGUGAACAUAGAAUUAUGUCUUGUGUAUACUACUCGUGUCUUUUUAGUGAUAAUGUGGAUGAUGCCUUGCUAAAAAAAAAAAAAAGUGUGAAUUUUGGAAAGGGGUGCGUGCAUGAGCAAAGCGUCAUUCCUCAUUUAAGUGUUUGUAAAGAUGACUAGAAUCUCUGUUUUCUUUCAGCAUUUACAUUCAACUGAUGAUAUAGCCACCAGCAUCAUGGCGUUCAAUGCUGCUCAAGUCACCCAUCACUUUAGUUUGGUAGAGUCAUGUAAUAUUUGAAUUUUGGUUUCAUGUUCACCGUCUUGAAAUAAACCCCCGUCUCAUCCUUUUUGGUGUGAA